Molecule: messenger RNA, 1290 nt
Organism: Diuraphis noxia (Russian wheat aphid)
Lineage: Eukaryota; Metazoa; Arthropoda; Insecta; Hemiptera; Aphididae
Source: RefSeq, a predicted model, not a curated record
AUGGAAAAAAGAGGUCUACGAUUCCAGUACAAAUGGUUGAAAGUGUUUCCAUGGCUAUCCUAUUCUGAAAAAUUUAAUGGGGCUUUUUGUAAGCACUGUGUGGUUUUUGCUUUUGCUGGUGGUAUUGGCUCACAACGCUUAGGCAGUCUUGUUUUAACACCAUUUCAAAAUUGGAAGAAAGCUACAGAUAUCAAACAGAAGAAGCAAAACAGGUUGAAAUUAAUUCCAAUCAUAGAAUGUAUUAUCCUUUGUGGAAGACAGGAGAUUUCACUCCGUGGACAUAGAGAUUUUGGCUCAAUCAAGUUUAAUAAUGAGUCUGACGGUAAUAAUUCUAAUUUGAAUGAAGGUAAUUUUCGAGCUAUUUUAAAAUAUAAAGCUAAAGACAUAGAUUAUUUAAAAAAUCAUCUAGAAUCUAAGUCUCGGAACAAAUACAUCAGUCCUCAGAUACAAAAUGAAAUUAUUACCAUAUGUGGUGACCUGAUACUAAGUAAACUAGUAAAGAUGGUAAAUUCAUCUCAGUGUUUUUCUGUGUUAGCUGAUGAGACGACAGAUGUGUCAGUUAAGGAACAGCUUACCCUGUGUGUUCGUUUUGUUAAUGGUACCGGAAAAAAUGCUAAGUUAUGUGAGUUUUUUUUGAAGUAUGUUGAAGUACAUAACUUAACUGGUCAGCAUUUGGCUUCGACUAUUCUUGAACGUUUAAAUUCUUGUGGAAUUGACUGCUCUAAAAUGUAUGGCCAAGGUUAUGACGAGGCAAGUAAUAUGUCAGGGAAAUUUAAAGGAGUACAGACUAUAAUACGAAAUAAGUAUCCUAGAGCAUUAUAUGUUCACCGUGCUGCUCAUACAUUGAAUUUGGCAGUGUCUUCAUCGUGUGAACAACAUAUACUAUUGGAAGCUAUUGCUAAUAGUGAUCUUAAUCCAUCAUCUAAAUCAUUAAAGCGUUUGUGUGCAACACGUUGGGUAGAGAGGUAUACUGCUGUCAAUGAUUUUGUUGAACUUUUUCCAUGUGUUGUUGAAGCAUUGGACAAAAUAUCAACCACGUUUAAUGAUAAAUCAUCAACUGACGCCAGUAUGUUGGUAAAAUUCAUGGAUUCCGAGUUUUUAAUUGCUCUUCAAAUUGUUAAGGUGGUAUUUUUUCAUGGUUUACCUUUGUGUAAAUGUUUUCAAAAAAAUGAUAUUGAUUUGAAAGAAACCGUACAGUUAGCAGAGUGCAAUGUAUCUAUGCUUGAGGAUUUGAGACAAAAUAUUGAAAAAGAAUUUAAAUCAAUGUAUAACGAAGCUGAGGUAUACUAA